Messenger RNA from Protopolystoma xenopodis, 384 nucleotides. Lineage: Eukaryota; Metazoa; Platyhelminthes; Monogenea; Polystomatidea; Polystomatidae. The record is from the annotation of a GenBank genome assembly.
UCGUCUGCCGCCUUCGCAGGUGACCUUCUGCCUUCCGCCGGGGCUGGAGUGCACAGAGGAGCUGAUGGUCUGGUACAGAUUCAUCCGCAAAGUCAGUCCGUCCUGCUAAACAGCACUGUUCGCUUGCAAUGUCGCGUCCGCAUGCUGCAGGACGAGGCGACCGGUCGGCGAGUUCGAGUCCUCUGGCAGAAGGACUACUUCGGAAUUGGCGGCAGCCGCGAGGACAUCAACACGUACGGCAGAAGCACGAGAUACAACUUUUCGCGCUACGAUCUGCCCUACAACCUCAAUGAAGGUGAGAGGGAGAAGAUGGACAUUUCAGCCGUCUGUUGCACAGAUUCUUACACUCGCCACCCGCAUAACAUCAUUUUCCGAAGAAAUUAG